UCCCGCGGGCCACCAUUCACCAAUCCUAGCCGAGCUCCAGCUCGCGCCGCGCAUCCCAUCCAUAUUUGACAGCCACAUUCCCAUCCUCCCACACUCAUUCCCCCCCUUUGGUCAUUCUCAACCUUCCCAAUCGCUCCAGCCGUACCUACCUAGAAACGCGCGUUUGUUUGACGGCUUCAGUGUCGUCAAAUGAACCUGCAAUUGCGCAUUUACCCAUCUCUCCUUAAUCCUUCUUCGCCAGGCGUCUCCUAAAUGCCCUCCGUUUACUCGUCGGUCUUCCAGAGCUUCAUCCGACAAGGAUUUUCAAAGUCUUUCACCCACGGCUACGCCCAGUCGGUCGUUGCUGCCACCCAUCCUCAGCAUGUUCUAAACACACAGAACCGCCCGUCGUUUGCACGGCGGCGCACCAGCCCUCGCGUCGGCCGCCUCGCCACCUUCAACCUUCAGUCGGCUUUCCACACCGCCAGCGUCAACACCGCGAGCUCGUUAGAGCACUACCGCCCUGACAAGACUGCCGGCCAUGGCGGGCUAGAUGCCUAUUUCGAGCACCUGCAGAAGGCGCAGGCGAAUGGCGAGGAGGCCGACAAGGAGUGGGUCCAGUUCCAGUUUCCGAAGCGCAUUGAGUGGAAGCCCACGCCGGCGUCCGUCCUCGUCGGCCACGACGCGAAGACCCUCGCCCUCGAGAGCGAGGAGUCCCGUAAAGAUCAUGAGGACGACUCGACUGCCCCGGGCGUCCCGCCCGAGGCUAAGACCGCCUUGGCCCACAUCGAUGCCGCCAUCGAGAAGGAGAUCGAACUCCGGAAGCAGCUAGAAGCGUUGGAGGAGGAGGUCGAGUCACUGCGGACGACAUCGCCGGCUCUGGCGGAGCGGCUUGCCGAAGAAAUUCGGUCGCGCACGGUCACACCGUUCUCACGGGCGACAACGCCCGGCAGCGUCGCCCGCGUUCCCACAUCUCCCGUCGAUCCCCAAUCCCAAACAUACGCCGACCACUUAACCAAGCUUUCCGAGGCCGGCCGCUAUGCUGAGAUUCCCGCCGUCUUCGAGGCCAUGCUGGCCGGCGGUGUUCGCCCCAUUGCAACGGCUUACAAUGCGUUGCUCAUGGCCGCUAUCCACUUGCCCUCGGAGAAGUGGGAGAUCAUCACCAAGGCACUCGACGUCUACACGGACAUGUUGCGUCGGAAGGUCUCACCGGACAGUGACACUUACAACAUCCUUGUCGGCCUCCUCGCGUCCCGGUCGCUCGAGAUCGUGUCGCUCAAGCAGGUCCUGGAGGGCAAGCGGCUGCGUUUCGGUGGGAUGGAUGAGCCAGGCAAAUUCAUGUUUGGAUCUCACGAGCUUGAGUACGCCAUGUUGGUCGAGGACGACCGCCUGGACCUGGCCCUCAACCUGUUCGAGUCGUCGGUCACGUCCAACAAGGCGCUGUACUCGUCCGAGACCUACCGUCAGCUCAUCUCGGCUUGUGCCCAGGCGGGGCGUGUGUCGGACAUGCUACAGCUGUACGAGCACAUGGAGUCCAGCCGGACAACGCCGUUUGCCGCCAUUUUCCCCGCCAUGAUCACCUCGUUUGCCAACUGCGGUGACCUUAUCAGCGCUGUGGAGUGCUACAACGAGUACCGGAACCUGGCGAUUGCGAACGAUCAGGGCGAGAAAACCCUGAAGGAUCGCCUCGAUGCCCAGGUUUACGCUGCCGUGAUCAACGCGUACAUCGUCUCCGACAAGCUCGAAGGCGCCAUGAAGUUCUACCAGAAGAUCGUGCAGGAGUACGGGGUCAAGGUCUCCGAGAUCAAGGAUGCCAUCAUCGCCGGUGGCUUUGUCAAGGGCUUCAUCGACCGCGGCAUUUACCGGGAAGCUCUUCAGUGGGCCCAGAAGAUCGAGUCAAAGACAAGGAACUCGACCAUGAGCGAAGUCGCGACCGUUGCUGCUGAUCAUGGGGACAAGCAGACUGCCGUCGCAGCGUUCGCCAACGUGUCUGUUCCCAGUGCCUCGGCGGCCUCGGCGAUCGCUCUGCUUGCCAUGAGCGUUCGUGAGGGUGACGUCGCAAGCGCUGCGCGCUACUGGGAUGUCUUGUGCAGCCCGGAAGUCCAGCCGACGUCGUCCUUCAUUGAGCCUACGGCCAUGUACGCCGUCGCCCUGAUCGGCUCGGGGCAGGUUCUCGAAGGGUUGAGCCAAGCUGAGUACAUGUUUCAACGCAUCCGUGAUGGCGCCGUCGAUCGCAAGUCCCAGCUGGCCGACGAGAUUGAGGAGGGUGCCGAGUUCAUUUCGAGAUUCAUGGCUGCCCGCGGUAUCACGGAUCCUCGGAACGCUCCCGUGCCGGUCGCCGAAGUGCAACACUCGUUCCCAGCAUCGCCAUACAGCCCCUCCCCUGCGCCGUUCCACGUCGAAGACAGCUUCGACCCGUACGCCGCGACCUCCGACGUGAAGGGUUCAUUCUUCAUCACCGAGGAGCUUGAAGGCGGACAUGGCCGCAAGCAUCCGAGGCUCAACGAGGCUCUCGCCCGCUUCCGGAACAUGCGCCGGGCCGGCCGCCAUCCUCGCUACAUCACGUAUGCCAAGCUCAUCUCCGCUGCUGCCAAGGAGGGGAAGAUGGACCUCUGCAAGGAGAUACUCGCCAUGGCGCGUACCGAUGUGCCCCCGCUUCCCCAGUAUGCGGUGGUCCGCUACGGCUGGUCUUCGAUUCUGGACGCCAUGGUUGGCGCUUGUCUCACCCUGGGCCACAGAGCCCUGGCUGAGGAGUACCACCAGGAGUUGCUUGCCAUGGGUUCGACGCCGUCCGCCAACACCUAUGGUCUCUACAUUACCACGAUGAAAGAGUCCGCCAAGACUUUCGACGAGGCCUCCGAAGCUGUCAAGAUCUUCAUCCGGGCCAAGACCGAGGGCGUUGAGCCGACUUCCUUCCUGUACAAUGCGCUCAUCGGAAAGCUCGGCAAGGCGCGCCGCAUCGACGACUGCCUUUUCUACUUCGCCGAGAUGCGAGCGCUGGGAAUCAAGCCGACUUCGGUGACCUACGGGACAAUCGUCAACGCGCUCUGCCGAGUCAGCGACGAGAAGUUUGCCGAAGAGCUCUUUGACGAGAUGGAGUCCAUGCCGAACUACAAGGCACGCCCGGCUCCGUACAACAGCAUGAUGCAGUUCUUCCUGACGACCAAGCGCGACAAGACCAAGGUGCUGGAGUACUACGAACGCAUGAAGGCCAGAGGCAUCGCCCCGACCGCACACACCUUCAAGCUGCUCGUUGACACGCACGCUACCCUCGAGCCUGUCGACAUGAAGGCUGCCGAGGCCGUGCUGGACAUGAUCCGCGCCUCUAACCAGACACCUGAGGCGGUCCACUACGCGGCGCUGAUCCACGCCCGUGGCUGUGUCCUGCACGACAUGGAGGGCGCUCGCCGUGUGUUUGACUCGGUCAUGGAGGACCGCCUGGUUGCUCCCGACGCCUGCCUGUUCCAGGCCCUCUUCGAGGCGAUGGUCGCCAACCGCCAGGUUGCCGCCACCGAGUCUGUCCUUGCGCAGAUGCGUGACAAGCAUGUCGAGCUGACGCCCUACAUCGCCAACACGCUGAUCCACGGCUGGGCGGCCGAGGGCAACAUCGCCAAGGCCGAGGCCAUCUACGCUGCCGUGGGCCGCGAGAAGCGCGAGCCGAGCACGUACGAGGCCAUGACGCGGGCUUAUCUGGCCGUCCAGGACCGGGAGAAUGCCAAGGCUGUCGUCAGCGAGAUGCUCAGCCGCGGAUAUCCCAGUGCCGUGGUCAACAAGGUCCUCGAGCUCCUUGGCGGUGGUCAUGCUGCGGGAGCCGUGGCUGCUGCCUAGGCGGCUGUCACGGUGGCUCUUGACCUCAUCCGUUCUUUUGUCUGUCUCAUCUUUUGCCCGCUUGGAAUGAUACCCGUUGGUGAAAUGGUCGCUGGCUGGCUGGUUGGGUUGUGGU
Molecule: messenger RNA, 3922 nt
Organism: Thermothielavioides terrestris NRRL 8126
Lineage: Eukaryota; Fungi; Ascomycota; Sordariomycetes; Sordariales; Chaetomiaceae
Exons: 2
Coding region: 253-3807 (1184 amino acids)
Molecular function (GO): protein binding
Source: RefSeq, a predicted model, not a curated record